AUGCGAUGUUUAUUCGGUAUCCUCCUCUUCGUUACCGUCGCAGAGGCGUGGAGGAUAUCGAAAUGGGACAACUUCAAGUUGUUCCCUGCUGCACAUACACGACACCUUAGCUCAUCAGCGCGAGCUCAAUUCAGCGCGCAAACUGUAUAUGGCCUAUCCUCAGCGAUACCUGACGGAGGAUGCGGGAUAGCCGUGACAAGAAUCUCGGGAAGACAGAGUCUCAAGGUGCUGGAAUUACUCACCAAAAAUGAGGCUGCAAGGGAUAGCAAAAGCGCAUUCAAAUGUGUUCCCAGAAUGGCUACGCUUCGUACCGUCUACGACCAAGCGAAAUUCACACCUAUAGACAAGGCCAUCACCAUUUACUUCCCUGGGCCCAACUCUUAUACAGGCGAAGACGUGGUCGAAAUCCACACCCACGGGAGCAGGGCCAUAGUGUCACAGCUCUUUGCCGCCUUGCGGUGCAUUUCUCGCCGACAUGACAUAGGGAUUCGGCAGGCCGAAAGAGGUGAAUUCACAAGAAGGGCGUUUUACAAUGGAAAGAUGGAUCUUACACAGGCCGAAGCUAUUCGGGACAUCAUAUCAUCCGAAACGGCUCUGGAGAUGCAAAAUGCAGCACUAAAACUACACGGAGGACUGACACAGCUGUACGGCACGUGGGCGGACAGACUAAACCAGUUGCUCGCCACGGUGGAAGCCAGAAUAGAGUUCGACGAACAAGCAUUGGCAGAUCUAAACGCGACGCAUAAGGAACAAACCGCGCUGCUUCAAGGCCUCACUCAAAUACAGGAAGAAAUCGAGGCGCAACUUGAAGACUCAAAAGGGGAAAUCCUGACAAGUGGAGCUAAUGUAAGCAUAUUAGGGCCCCCUAAUGCGGGAAAGAGCUCCCUGAUGAACGCUAUUUGCGACAGACGUGUGGCCAUUGUCUCGGACAUGCCGGGGACCACCCGGGACCUCAUACAAGUCAAAUAUGACCUCAAUGGCCUAAAGGUGACUUUCGUAGAUACAGCUGGAAUAAGGGAAAUGGGUGACAACGUGGAAGCAAUAUCGCAUAAUGAAGUCGAAAAGCAGGGAAUUGAAAAGGCUCUGCAACACCUGAACGACACGAGGUUGGCAAUAUUCUUAUUUGACCACACAAAUGUGGAACAUUCGCAGUAUGCGCUGGAUACUACUCUGCAAAAUGUGCCUCAUGACUCUCAACUUAUCAUCUGCGUAUCCAAGGUUGACUUGAUUACCACUGCACAAAUGACGCAGUAUAUGAGGACACUGGAAAGUAGAUAUGGCCCCAGAGCGCAAAUCACCUCUAUCUCCAACAGAGAGCCGCAGAGUAUAGAGGCCAUGCUGCAACUCGUGCAUCAAAAUUUGGAGAAAGAUCUUUCACACGUACAAAAGCAACCAUUUGUAACCGACGCAAGGCACAAGUCACACCUAAGGAACGUGCUGCAACAAAUCAAAAUCGCCCUGAAAAGCAUGGCGAACACGCAGUCCGAUCUCGAAAUUGUGGCAGAAAAUAUAAGAGAGGCCACCUCCCAAAUCGGGUACAUAUUAGGAGAACAGACAAACGAGCAUGUAUUGGACGCCAUAUUUAGAACGUUCUGCGUGGGAAAGUGA
Molecule: messenger RNA, 1608 nt
Organism: Babesia bigemina
Lineage: Eukaryota; Apicomplexa; Aconoidasida; Piroplasmida; Babesiidae
Product: tRNA modification GTPase TrmE , putative
Exons: 7
Coding region: 1-1608 (535 amino acids)
Biological process (GO): tRNA wobble uridine modification; tRNA methylation
Cellular component (GO): cytoplasm
Molecular function (GO): GTPase activity; protein binding; GTP binding
Source: RefSeq, a predicted model, not a curated record